Messenger RNA from Vicia faba (fava bean), 762 nucleotides. Lineage: Eukaryota; Viridiplantae; Streptophyta; Magnoliopsida; Fabales; Fabaceae. The record is from the annotation of a GenBank genome assembly.
AUGGGCAGAAAAUUCUUCGUCGGCGGUAACUGGAAAUGCAAUGGAACAACUGAAGAGGUGAAGAAGAUUGUUGGUACUUUGAACGAAGCUAAAGUCCCUGGAGAAGAUGUUGUUGAAGUUGUUGUGAGCCCCCCUUACGUGUUCCUUCCCUUCGUGAAAAGCUUACUUCGCUCUGACUUCCAUGUUGCUGCUCAAAACAGUUGGGUUCGCAAAGGUGGUGCUUAUACUGGGGAGAUUAGUGCUGAAAUGCUUGUAAAUUUGGAUAUCCCUUAUGUUAUUCUUGGGCACUCUGAGCGAAGGCAGCUUCUAAAUGAAUCAAAUGAGUUUGUGGGAGACAAAGUUGCAUAUGCACUCUCACUAGGGAGGAAAGUUAUCGCUUGCAUUGGGGAGACUCUUGAACAGCGUGAAGCUGGUACUACUCUGGAUGUUGUUUCUGAGCAAACAAAGGCAAUUGCAGACAAAGUAUCAAACUGGGACAAUGUUGUUUUGGCCUAUGAGCCAGUUUGGGCCAUUGGAACUGGAAAGGUUGCAACUCCUGCUCAGGCACAAGAGGUCCAUGCUGCUUUAAGGAAAUGGGUUCACGACAACGUGGGUGCUGAAGUUGCUGCCUCUCUAAGAAUCAUCUAUGGAGGCUCUGUAAAUGGAGGAAACAGCAAAGAAUUGGCAUCACAGCCUGACAUUGAUGGAUUUUUGGUUGGUGGUGCUUCCUUGAAGCCGGAGUUCAUUGACAUCAUCAACUCCGCGACUGUGAAGAAGAACUGA